Messenger RNA from Drosophila simulans, 3486 nucleotides. RefSeq names its product transmembrane GTPase Marf (gene Marf). Bases 363 to 2849 code for a protein of 828 amino acids. The record is from RefSeq and is a predicted model, not a curated record. NCBI's taxonomy places the organism in Eukaryota, Metazoa, Arthropoda, Insecta, Diptera, Drosophilidae. Gene Ontology annotation, biological process: mitochondrion localization; mitochondrial fusion. Gene Ontology annotation, cellular component: mitochondrial outer membrane. The transcript has 9 exons. Gene Ontology annotation, molecular function: GTP binding; GTPase activity.
UAAAAAUGCACUAACGCCGGAUGUCAGCAAACAACAUGAGCUGGUCACCUUAACGUUACAUCAUGUGCAUUUAAAAAAAAUUAAUAAUAUUAACUAAAUUUCGUGAAAUUGCCUCUCUGCAACUGGAUUCUAGUCGGCAAUUUUUAUGACGUUGAUUUUUGAGCAAAUACCCCAAAAGCAAAGUAACACACAAUAAACAGAGAUAGUUAAGUUUUGAGUUUCGGGUUGGCGGCGAAGUUGCAGAAGUUGGAAGUCUGAACAACCGAAUCCCUAGGCUGCAUACCUUUUGUUUUGUAUCGCAAUUCUCUUCUUCCACCAAAAACCAUCUGCUAAACCGAAUCACCCAUAAACCGGAUCCCGAAAUGGCGGCCUACUUGAACCGCACCAUCUCGCUGGUGACCGGGCAAACGGGCCCCGCCGACGACGACCGUCACGCCUCCUCCACGGACACGGUGGACAAAUCCGGACCCGGUUCCCCGCUAUCUCGGCUCAACUCAUCGCUGCAACCAUCCGGCUCCACACUGGCUGCCAAUCUGCUACCCGAAUCGCGGCUCUAUCAAUCCAACGACAAAUCACCGCUCCAGAUCUUUGUGCGCGCCAAGAAGAAGAUCAACGAUAUCUACGGCGAGAUCGAGGAGUAUGUCCAUGAGACGACCACCUUCAUCAACGCCCUGCACGCGGAGGCGGAGAUCGUGGACAAGGCGGAACGGGAGCUGUUCGAGAGCUAUGUGUACAAGGUGGCGGCCAUUCGCGAGGUACUGCAGCGGGAUCACAUGAAGGUGGCCUUCUUCGGACGCACCUCCAACGGCAAGAGCUCGGUGAUCAAUGCCAUGUUGCGCGAGAAGAUCCUGCCCAGCGGCAUUGGGCACACCACGAAUUGCUUCUGCCAAGUGGAGGGCAGCAAUGGCGGCGAGGCGUAUCUCAUGACAGAGGGCUCCGAGGAGAAGCUCAAUGUGGUGAACAUCAAACAACUGGCGAAUGCCUUGUGCCAGGAGAAGCUCUGCGAGAGCAGUCUGGUGCGCAUCUUUUGGCCGAGGGAACGCUGCAGCCUGCUGCGCGACGAUGUCGUCUUUGUGGACUCACCUGGCGUGGAUGUGUCGGCCAAUUUGGACGACUGGAUCGAUAACCAUUGCCUGAACGCCGAUGUCUUUGUGCUGGUCCUGAAUGCCGAGUCAACGAUGACGCGUGCGGAGAAGCAGUUCUUUCACACCGUCUCCCAGAAGCUGAGCAAGCCGAACAUCUUCAUCCUGAACAAUCGCUGGGAUGCGUCGGCCAACGAGCCCGAGUGCCAGGAAUCGGAACUGGCUAAGGUCAAGUCCCAGCACACGGAACGCUGCAUCGACUUCCUCACCAAGGAGCUGAAGGUGAGCAACGAGAAGGAGGCGGCCGAAAGGGUAUUCUUCGUUUCCGCCAGGGAAACGCUGCAGGCGCGCAUCGAGGAGGCCAAGGGCAAUCCGCCGCACAUGGGCGCCAUUGCCGAAGGCUUUCAGAUACGCUACUUCGAGUUCCAGGACUUCGAGCGCAAGUUCGAGGAGUGCAUCUCGCAGAGUGCGGUGAAAACCAAGUUCCAGCAGCACAGUUCGCGCGGCAAGAGUGUUUCGGGGGACAUGAAAUCAAUGUUGGACAACAUUUACGAGCGGAUCACCAUAUUCCGCAAUCUGAAGCAGGACCAGAAGAACCUGCUCACCGAACGCAUCCAGGGCACAGAGACGCAGAUGAUGCAGGUCACGCGCGAAAUGAAGAUGAAGAUCCACAACAUGGUGGAGGAGGUGGAAGAGAAGGUGUCGAAGGCGCUGAACGAGGAGAUCUGGCGCUUGGGCGUGCUCAUUGACGAGUUCAACAUGCCCUUCCAUCCGGAGCGUCUGGUCCUGAACAUCUACAAGAAGGAAUUGAAUGCCCAUGUGGAGAGCGGCCUGGGCAGCAACCUGCGCGCCCGCCUAUCCAUGGCCCUGGCCAUGAACGUCGAGUCCGCCCAGACGGAGAUGACCGAUCGCAUGCACGCCCUGGUGCCCAACGAGCAGCUCCUGGCCACCAGCACCAAGAUGGUGGUGCGCACGCAGCCCUUCGAGAUGCUCUACUCACUGAAUUGCCAGAACCUCUGCGCCGACUUCCAGGAGGAUCUGGAGUUCAAGUUCAGCUGGGGCAUUACGGCGAUGAUCCAGCGCUUCACCGGCAAGGUGCGCGAGCGCAGCAAGAAGGGCCAGCCGGCACUGGUCAAUCGACAGAGCAGUAUUGGACACAGCGUAUCGACGCCGACCACCACGCCCGUGGAGGCAACUCCUGUGUGCCUGCUGCCCGCUCCCGUUGUGGCUGGCAUUACGCCCGAGCAGCUGUCGCUGAUCUCUCGCUUUGCGGUGUCCUCCAUUGGAUCGCAGGGCACCGUUGGUGGCCUCGUCGUCGCCGGCAUCGUGAUAGUGCAUAGCUAUGUGAUGAAAUCAAACCACUUGCAGAUGCUGAAAACCAUCGGCUGGCGCGUCCUGGUGGGCGUGGGCGCCCUCUACGGCUGCAUCUACCUGUACGAGCGCCUCUCGUGGACAAAUUCCGCCAAGGAGCGCACAUUCAAGUCGCAGUACGUGCGCCAUGCCACCAAGAAGCUCAAGAUGAUCGUCGACCUCACCUCGGCCAACUGCAGCCACCAAGUGCAGCAGGAAUUGUCGAGCACCUUUGCCCGUUUGUGCCGCACCGUUGACACCGCCACCACGGACAUGAACGAUGAGCUCAAGACGCUGGACUCGCAGCUGAACAUCCUGGAGGCGAACCAGAAGCAAUUGAAGCUGCUCCGCAACAAGGCCAACUACAUACAGAACGAGCUGGACAUCUUCGAGCACAACUAUAUAUCGCCGCAGUAGUGGAACAGUAGUGGGUUGGCUGGGCGAGGGGCAGAACACUAACCAGGAUGUGGCUGAUCAUAGAAAUCGGGCGAAGACAAACACCCAAACACGACUACAACAACAUUAAUGCACCACGUAUAUUUGCUGCUCAACUCUCAGUUUUUUUCUCCUAUUUUGUUUAAAGUGUUUCAUUUUUUUUUUUGUAAAAAAAUGCAUGAUGUGAGCCAAUCGAUUGGUGCCUCUUUAUUCACUAUCGUUUAAACAAAUCGUUGUUGUUGUUGAGAAUUUUUUUAAUUCCUAACAUGCACUACUCCGCUAGUGUGAUUAUUUAGUUUUUUUUUUGUAAUUGUUGACAAAUAGAGAAGUAUCCAAAACACUGUGAGCAUGGCCGGGUGCCAUGGAAAAGCUAGUUGCGAUGAAUUAUGCCACAUGGUGAUGACCCCAGAGCGCGAAAGUCACUCACUUAUUUACCCCUUUUCGCCCCUUAAAGAAAGUCUAGUAAUUAUACAUAUUUGUUUUUGAAUUGGACGCUAGAAUAAUGUUGGCGCAAAGCAAACCAAUAUAUACAAACACAAUUGUUGAGAUGUUGAGAAUGAGAAUGAUUCAUGAACGAAAACGAAACGAAAUAAAAGAUAUUUAUGUAAGAAACUAGUAA